Molecule: messenger RNA, 2575 nt
Organism: Folsomia candida
Lineage: Eukaryota; Metazoa; Arthropoda; Collembola; Entomobryomorpha; Isotomidae
Product: prolyl endopeptidase
Exons: 12
Coding region: 174-2363 (729 amino acids)
Biological process (GO): proteolysis
Cellular component (GO): cytosol
Molecular function (GO): oligopeptidase activity; serine-type endopeptidase activity
Source: RefSeq, a predicted model, not a curated record
GGCCAUGGCAGGCGCGUUGCUGGUCUUUGUACAUAAAGUGAUUCAUCCUUUUCAUUUUAUCCAGUCCAGUAUAUUUCCAAGUAGAGACUGGAGGUUGCGUAGUAAUUCUGCUCGUCGUUUAAUUUGACUUCAAGGUGAUUCAAGUUGCUAAUUUUAGGCCAAAGCCAUUUAAAAUGGUGGCAAAGUUGAUCUGCAUUUUUGUAGCAGUACUGGUUUCUUGCGGGGAAAGUGGCGGAUUCAAGUAUCCCAAAGUUCGUAGAAACGAGUCCGUUAUUGACGAUUAUUUUGGGACAAAGGUAGCAGAUCCAUACCGAUGGCUGGAAGAUUUAAACGCGGUCGAGACUAAGCAAUUCGUCAAGGAUCAGAAUGCCGUCACUCACGCGUACAUUGACACAGCACCGGCACGAUCUCAAAUUAGAGAGACGCUCACAAAGUUAUGGACGUAUCCGAAGGAAGGGUUGCCCAAGAAGAGGGGGAAUAAUUACUUUCUGAAUAAAAAUUCUGGCAUUCAAAAUCAAUGGAUUUUAUACAAAGGAAAGACAGUGGAAUCUCUGUAUAAAGAUGAAGCUGAAAUAUUUCUUAAUCCCAACGACUUUUCCACCGACGGCACCGUCGCCUUGAAGAAGGUUUCAUACUCUAAAAACGGCGAGUUGUUAGUGUACGCACUAUCCACGUCAGGAUCGGAUUGGACCAAGAUUCAUAUAAAAAAUAUUUCAACUGGAAAAGAUUUCGAGGAGGUUUUACAUUUCAUCAAAUUUCCAUCCAUCUCAUGGACUCAUGAUCAUUUAGGAUUUUUCUAUACGAGAUAUCCGAAACCCAAGGAAGAGGAUAAGUUAAUCAAGGCUACAAAUGAUUCGAAAAUUUACUAUCAUCGGGUUGGCACGUCGCAGGACAAUGAUACAUUGAUGGUCCAAUUUCCAGACAAGCCAGACUGGUCACUUUCUAUGGAACUCUCUGACGAAGGGGAAUAUAUGCUCGUCUCAAUUUACAAAGUUAUUAACGAGGAGACCUUGUUCUACACGAAAUUGACGGACGCCAUUAAAGCCGGUCUUAAAAAAGAGUUAGUCCUCAUUCCUCUUACCACCACGCCGGCAUCGUAUUCAUUCAUUGCAAACGACGCCAACAUUUUCUACUUCAUCACGAACGCGGGUGCCCCCAAUUAUCGAUUUGUAGGGAUGGACAUAAAUCUUCCAGGCAUUGCACAUUGGUCAACUUUGAUCCCCGAGCACGAGAAAGACGUUCUAAGUUGGGCUGUAGCAAUUGCAAAUGACAAAUUAUUAGUAUCCUACAAUCGUGACGUAAAGAGUACCUUGGAGCUUCGAAACUUGAGAAAUGGGACGCUAAUUUUGGAAUAUUCACUGGAAGCUGGAUCCAUUCAGUCGACCGAGGGUCGCCGAGAGGAUCGCACAUUUUACUUUUCACUCGCAACUUUCUCCAAUCCUGGAGUCUCGUACAGACUUAUUUUCGGAGAGGAUGGGUCAAUCCCGAGAAAUCUGGAGGUCUACAGACGCACCGCUUUCAAAGGGUUGGAUACUUCAAAGUUUGAGACAAAUCAGGUCUUUUAUACCAGCAAGGAUGGCACAAGUGUUCCAAUGUUCAUUGUGAAGAGAAAGGAUUUGGUCCUCGAUGGAACCGCACCUGCCUUAAUGUACGGCUAUGGUGGGUUCCAAAGCAGUAUGGAACCAUUCUUUUCCGUGGCGUUUCUCUCCUUUGUCAGCAUGUUUGAUGGCAUCCUUGCUUUUCCGAAUAUUCGAGGAGGAGGAGAAUACGGCACGAAAUGGUGGGACGAUGGUCGACUCUUCAAGAAGCAGAAUGUUUUCGAUGACUUUUCCUAUGCUGCAGAAUACUUGAUAAAGGCAAAUUACACGUCCACGCCGAAACUUGCUAUUCAAGGAGGGUCAAAUGGGGGCCUACUUGUGGCAGCGUGUGCAAAUCAGCGGCCCGAUCUUUAUGGGGCUGUUGUUGCGGAAGUUGGUGUGAUGGAUAUGUUGAGAUUCCAACAUUUCACUGUGGGAAGUUUUUGGUGCGGCGAGUAUGGCUGCUCAGAAGACAAGGAUCACUUCCAUAAUUUGAUUAAGUACUCUCCACUACAUAAUAUAAAGGCUAAUACUACAUAUCCUGCCGUUUUGGUACAAACUGCCGACACUGAUGACAGGGUGGUGCCCAGUCAUUCAUUCAAGUAUACGUCACAACUACAGCAUGUCGUUGGAAAUUUUAAAGCUCAGACGCAACCACUCAUGAUUCGAGUAGAAGAGAAAGCUGGGCAUGGGUCGGGGAAGCCAACGUGGAAGCAGAUUGAGGAGUACGUCGAUGCUUAUUCGUUCUUGCAAUUGGUUUUGAAUAUUAAAUUCGUUGAACUUUAAUGUGACCUAUGUUUUUAUAUUUUAUUGUAAUUUGGAACGAGUAAUUGGAGUGUUUCACAAGUAUAAGAAUUCAAUGUUUUUUAAAUGAAUUUGACAACCUAAUUAGAAAUGAAAGACGCGUUCAAAAAUUGAUCUCAUGAAAUCAAAUUUUUGUAACAUUUUUAAAAAAGAAAUAUAAACAGUGAAAUCUGCAUGCACCAAUUUAAACAGGA